CUAUCAGCUCUGCGCAGAAGCAGUCGCAAGCUGAGACACCUGUUACCCGACAGUGGAUGGCAGCUGCGGGAUCGGCCGGCGUCAGCUACCUCGAUGCCGUGAGUGCCUGAUGUUUUCCCUUCAGUUCACCAGACUUCUCUUGCACAGGUUAUCGUAGUUUAUAGAAGGUUGUGUGAAGCAUUGGAGUGAGCUUUGAUUGUUUCGAGCCAAGUCGGAGCGCUUUGAAACCAAAGUUAAUGCGGAGGGUGUAAACACGGCAGGUUGAGAAUUGCUUGCGUGUCUUUCUAGUAGACUUAUAGGGGGUACGGCAAGUAGAUUCUAACGAGGGCAAAUAGCAAGAGGCUAGUGUGAACGAUGGAGAACCUUAAAGUGAAGGAACUCAUCGAAAUUUGUGACGAACUCGCCCUUACUCUGGGCCGUGCGAAGCGAAAGCAAGCGAUCCUGGAGAACAUGCAGAAGGAGGGAGUAACGGCUGAGGAAGUCGAUGAGGCCUGGGCGGAUAUCAAAGAACGCCGCGAGGAGGCCGAAAGACGAGAACUUCGUGAGCGUGAAGAGACGGAAAGGCAAGAACGCCGCGAGCGCGAGGAAGCCGAGAGACGAGAACUCCGUGAGCGCGAGGAAGCCGAAAGGCAAGAACGCCGCGAGCGCGAGGAACGCGAAGAGCGCCUCGAGAUGAAAAGAAUAGAAUUGGCACUCCGUCAGUGUUCGCAAGCGCCUAGCGUAGCUUCUGCGACGGUUCAGGCUAGUGGACAUAGAAUUCGGGACCAACUGCCACCGUUCGUAGUGGGCGAGGACAUGGCGAAGUAUCUCGUGAAGUUCGAACACGUCUGCGAUAGGAAUGGCAUCGAGCGGUCUCUUUGGGCACAGAACCUGUUAGCUCUUCUCCCCGGGGAAGUAUCCGACGUGAUAACGUACUUGUCGAGGGAGGCGUUUGAUAGCUAUGACGAGGUUAAGGAGGCCCUAUUGAGAAGAUAUAAAUUGUCACCCGAGGCUUUCCGCCAAAGGUUCCGGUAUGCAAAAAGGGGGAAUGAGUCACACGUUGACUUCGCGUUUCGUCUUAAAGCCGAUUUAAUUGAAUGGCUCAAGGGCGAAGAUGUCUAUGACGAUCGCGAUAAAGUGGUAGAGUGCAUAGCAUUGGAGCAAUUCUACCGCUGUAUCGAAUAUGAUGUCAAGCUUUGGCUGCAGGAUAAGCUUGGAGAAGUACAGCCAAACAAGGCAGCAGAGUUAGCUGAAGAGUACUACACUCGUAGAAACUUGCACAGUAGGGCCGUGCGUGUUGAAAAAGCUGAGAGAAAAGAGGGCUUUUCAAAAAAACCUGAUGACAGAAAACCUGCUCCGCACCGUAAUUUCAGAAAAGACCCGUCUUUUACGAAGGAGACUGUGAGGGAAGGGCAAACGGAAGCGCAGAAGUCGAGUGAGUUUCCCAAAGAGCGCACUGAUACUACACGGGCGUUUGAGUCACGGAAGCCGCUAAUCUGUUACAAUUGCAAAAAAGAAGGGCACAUCGCGGUAAAUUGUAAACAAAAGAUUGCUUUUGCAACAAUUCGGGAAUCAGAAAAUAACAUACGGUUGUUGGAACCGUAUAUUCAGGAGAUUAGCGUCAAUGGAAAAACGUGUCGAGCACUUCGAGACUCAGCGGCAAAUAUGGACGUUGUCCAUCCUUCAUUAGUGGCUCCGAACGACUGGACAGGAGAAUGCGCAUGGAUCAGGCAAGUCGCCGAGGAGCAGAGCACUUGCACUACAGAUUGCUACGGUGAUCAUUGA
Messenger RNA from Rhipicephalus sanguineus (brown dog tick), 1764 nucleotides. RefSeq names its product putative golgin subfamily A member 6-like protein 3. The coding region runs from base 355 to 1764 and encodes 469 amino acids. Gene Ontology annotation, molecular function: nucleic acid binding; zinc ion binding. The record is from RefSeq and is a predicted model, not a curated record. NCBI's taxonomy places the organism in Eukaryota, Metazoa, Arthropoda, Arachnida, Ixodida, Ixodidae. The transcript has 2 exons.